UUAAUUUGACACAAACCGAAGUUGUCAAACUUUAUAUUGUUCAAAUUGAGCUUGUAGAGUCAUUCUACUUAAAAAUUUCAUUUAGAGUACAAACUACGUUUUGAUAAAUUCAUACAAAAUUAUAUAACGAACCAUGAAUCAAGUGAACGCCAAUGAACCUUCCAUUGACGGAUGUAUGCAGGUCGCGCUUCGCGUCCGAGUGGGAGAACAGUCAGAAGAUGCCGAAAAUUGCUCCGAGGCCUCUCGUUACAAUCUUUGCGGUAAACCAAGCUUUUUCGUAUGCAAGGGCAAGAAAUCUCCGAAUCUCAAUGAGGUCGACAGUGAUACAGAUCUCCGACAGCUCCAGCCGACCGGGUUCUCUUAUGAAGAUACUUCUACGAGGAUCCAAGACAUAAUGGAAUGUCAGCAGCACAUCAUUAGAAUGGUGGAAGGUGCCAAGGAAAAGAUCAUUGAAGAAAAAGAUUCAAAGUGCUUUUUGACUGUUUGGAACAUUUUUAAAGAUUACGUUAAAAAGUUGUUGACACUGAAAUAUUGCUUUGUUUAAACGAAUAAUAAUACAAAAUAUAAUAAAGACAAUAUAAUACCAAACGAAUGGAAGGACGAACUAUAAUACAACAAAAAUAAUAAUACAAGUGACAACGAUAAUAACUUAUGUGCAAUCCGUUAAGAUUUAAUUUUUAUUGACUUAUUACCAAAUAUAUAAAUCUUAUUUAUUUUUAAAGAAGAAAUUAUCGGACGAAGAAACUUAAAGCUACUACUACAAAUUAAAGUUUACUUUAAGUUGUAUAAAAAAUAAAAAGUGAUUUUAGUUAGUUUCUCAAAAUUUAACAAACAAAAUUUACAACAAAAUUUGGAAUACAACAACACCGCAACAAAACCAACAACAAUAGCAGCAAUAAUUCCAACCACUGCAUCAAACAACUACAAAACAACCAACCGAUAACAACAAGAUAACAAUAAGAUACGAAAUAAAAUAAAACAACAUAUAAUACGAGAACACUCAUAAUAUAAGAAUAUUGUAACCAUAAAACAGAAACUAACCCAUAAAAAUAAAUCGAAAAUAAAUCAACGCGCAACAAGUACGAAUCAAAACACCAAGAAACAGGCAAAACAGUAUAAUUAAAUCACACGACACAACUGAAAAUAGCAUCUGGCACAGAAGUUUGUCAGAACUACGACCCGCAACAGAAACAAAAAUAAUAGCACCUUAAACUCAAUUCAAAUCAGGACCAGACCCAGAAAUAGCCUUGAAGCCAGCCACCUAAAAGUCCAGCCGAACCCAAUAAUAAAACGCAGUCCCCAAAAUAGCAGCCGCAAAAAAGGAUAACUAAUAGAAAUAGAGCAACGAAAGCAAAUCAGCAAAUCAAAUGUGAAACUGAAAUUCGAAA
This is a messenger RNA of Drosophila ananassae, 1388 nucleotides long. RefSeq lists its product as uncharacterized. NCBI's taxonomy places the organism in Eukaryota, Metazoa, Arthropoda, Insecta, Diptera, Drosophilidae. Bases 134 to 544 code for a protein of 136 amino acids. The transcript has 2 exons. The record is from RefSeq and is a predicted model, not a curated record.